This is a messenger RNA of Hyla sarda, 1689 nucleotides long. It is a transcript of the gene SNAI2, whose product is annotated as snail family transcriptional repressor 2. NCBI's taxonomy places the organism in Eukaryota, Metazoa, Chordata, Amphibia, Anura, Hylidae. Bases 192 to 995 code for a protein of 267 amino acids. Gene Ontology annotation, biological process: regulation of DNA-templated transcription. The transcript is spliced from 3 exons. Gene Ontology annotation, molecular function: RNA polymerase II cis-regulatory region sequence-specific DNA binding; DNA-binding transcription factor activity, RNA polymerase II-specific. The record is from RefSeq and is a predicted model, not a curated record.
AUGGGAGGAGGAUGUGAAACUUGAUCCAAGUGUGUGAGUGCCGAGAUUGGCCGCCUCCCCGACCCCUCCCCGACCAUCGCGGGGACUAUUUACCAGUGCGGGUGCAGUGAGUGCAGUGUCACUGUCUCCAGCCCGGGCAGCGCCCGCACCAUGAUCUAGGAGCCGCCGGGACCGUUACUUCUGCACUGAAAAUGCCGCGAUCCUUCCUGGUGAAGAAACACUUCAACUCCUCCAAGAAGCCCAACUAUGGGGAGCUGGACAGCCAUGCAGCAGUGCUGAUCUCACCAUUCCUAUAUGAGAGGUACCCAGUAGCAGUCAUCCCACAGACAGACCUCCUCAGCUCGGUCGCCUACAGCCCCAUUACAGUAUGGACCAGCCUGCUGCCCCCUCCCCUGCCCAGUGACUUGUCGCCCCUCUCCGGAUACCCCUCAUCUCUGGGACGGGUCAGCCCCCCUCCUCAGUCCGACACCUCAUCCAAGGACCACAGCGGCUCGGAGAGUCCGGUCAGCGAUGAGGAGGAGCGGCUCCAGGCGAAACUGUGCGACCCCCAUUCCAUAGAGGCAGAGAAGUUCCAGUGCAGCCUGUGCAGCAAGAGCUACUCCACCUUUUCUGGACUGGCCAAGCACAAGCAACUGCACUGCGAUGCCCAGGCGAGGAAGUCUUUCUCCUGCAAGUACUGUGACAAAGAGUACGUCAGCCUGGGGGCCCUCAAGAUGCACAUCAGGACCCACACGUUACCCUGCGUGUGCAAGAUCUGUGGGAAGGCCUUCUCCAGGCCAUGGCUACUGCAGGGACACAUCCGGACUCACACUGGAGAAAAGCCUUUUUCGUGCCCUCAUUGCAACCGAGCUUUUGCAGACAGGUCGAACCUGAGAGCCCACUUGCAAACCCAUUCAGAUGUGAAGAAAUAUCAGUGCAAAAGUUGUUCCAAAACUUUCUCCAGAAUGUCUUUGCUUCACAAGCACGAGGAGUCGGGCUGCUGUAUAGCGCACUGAGACUUUUCCAGUCUACACAUGUUUACCAGGACUACCAAAACUCAUUCCAGGUCCCUGCUGCUGCAAGGCAUGGGGACGCAGCCAAAGGUAUUUUACCUCCUCCGAUGAAACAAGCCAAAGCCAUACUUCCAAGUGUCUUCCAGCAAGAUAACAAAAAACAAGAUCCAUCCGGUCUAUCUACCCGGGAUCUCUUGACGCCAUUCUUGCCUUAAAUCAUUUCAGCCGGAUAGUAUUUGUGACUUUACUCCGCGAUAUCUCAGGUGCCUUCUCAGCCAUACAAGUGUAUUCUCAUUGUGCUGACAGGACAAUGGACCUUGACAAGGUUUUACACUAUGCAAGAAGAAAGCAGACGACGUGCCUCACGACUUGUGCAGGGGGUCACCAUUGGGACUUCUCUUCCGCACAGUGCAAAGUUUUCUUAUGGGAGCAAGUGCAAAAAAUGAUGGGUUUACCAGAGGGCAAAACUUUAGCACAAAGAAAAUGCUCUGGCCAUUUUCAGCCUUCUCGGCAUAAACCCUUCUGUGCCUUUUUUUAUAAUAGUUUUGUAAAAUAUGUGAAUAUAUUGUAAAUGGUUAUAUUUUUAUAUAUGUGUAGAGUGAGUGGGUGAGUGUGUGUGUGCUGCUUCCCGCAGCGACUUGAGGAGCGAGAACUAUGCAUCUUUUUCUAGACUCUUUUUUUAAAUAAAUGAAAAUGU